GCCCCUUCGUGACAAGCGUUCUGGCCCUCGCUUUAAUAAGAGCCACGCAGCGGAGAAAGGAUUGGGCAUUAUUUUUGGAACAGCGCGGGUAGCCGAUAGCCUUGUUAGGUCUGAGUUAGGACGUUUCCAACAUCCCUGGUCUGGGAGCGGAGAGAGCGACAGGGGGAGAGGAGCCAGGGAGAGAGGGCAGAGGGGCUUUUCUCAGCUUCUCCUUCAAAAAGAUAAUAAUAAUGCCCGCCAAAUCGACCGAGAGAUUAAAAACGGAUCUCUGGAAAACCAUGUAGCCGAGGUGGGGGGGAAAAAGUUGUUUUUACCUUUCGCAACAGAGAUCGUCUCAAAACAAGAGUGGAAGCCUGCAUCUUUCUUCAAGAGGCAUGUUGUGUUCUCGACUGGCGAGCGACAACCGAGAUGUGCUGAAGUUUUGCAGAACUUUGCAGCUCAAGAGCUAGCAAUUAUAAAAGUGGAGAAGAAGAACAAAACGCGUUCAAAACGGGCAGGUUUGGAAUAAGUCAAGCUAAUCUGUACGCGAUGGUCUCCGAAUACUUUGCUUUAGCUAAAAACAUCUGAUAUUGUGCAUCGCAAAUGACUAAAGGUGUUUCAAUAGUGCUGCAAGCGGAUUCUAUAUACUGUGUCUUUUAAUCACGCCGCAUGUAAGCUUGCACAUAAAUGAAUAACUGAUUUAAAUCACCGCAGUCAAACGUUUGGAAAGCAUGAGCGGGGGUCGCUUUGAGUUCGACGACGGCGGAGCCUACUGCGGCGGCUGGGAAGGAGGCAAAGCUCACGGUCACGGUAUCUGCACGGGUCCCAAAGGACAAGGGGAGUUCUCCGGCUCCUGGAACUACGGCUUCGAGGUGGUGGGCGUCUACACCUGGCCCAGUGGAAACACGUACGAGGGGUACUGGUCCCAGGGAAAGCGUCACGGCUUGGGCGUCGAAACCAAAGGGCGCUGGGUUUACAAAGGAGAGUGGACUCAUGGUUUCAAAGGGCGGUACGGAACACGCCUGAGCCAGGGCAGCGGCGCAAAGUACGAGGGGACCUGGAAUAACGGCCUGCAAGACGGAUACGGGACGGAGACCUAUGCUGAUGGAGGCACUUACCAAGGACAGUUCACGGGCGGCAUGCGCCACGGUUACGGGGUGCGCCAGAGCGUCCCCUACGGGAUGGCGGCGGUGGUGCGCUCUCCCCUGCGCACCUCCCUCACCUCCCUGCGCAGCGAGCACAGCAACGGCACCCUGCUGCAGCAGGACGUCCCGCUCAUCACCGCCACCAACGCGGCCGGCCAGGAGACGCCCCUGAGCCCGCCCUCGGCCAACCCCACCCGCGGCGGCUUCGCCCUGACGCUCCACGUGGACCCCGAGGCCCCCAAGCCCAAGAAGAAGGGCCUGUUCCGCCGGGGCUCCCUGCUGGGCAAGCUGAAGAAGUCGGAGUCGCGCGCCUCCCUGUCCAGCCAGAAGAGCAAGGUGAGCUUCCUCAAGAGCGAGUCGGGCCUGAGCUCGGCGGCCAGCGACGCCAACUCCACCCUCAGCCUGGGGGAGGAGACGGAGGGGGGCGAGGACUUCCCGCCGGUGGAGUCCGACAUCGACGCCACCACCACCGAGACGUACAUGGGCGAGUGGAAGAACGACAAGCGCUCGGGCUACGGCGUGAGCGAGCGCUCCAGCGGCCUGAAGUACGAGGGCGAGUGGCUGGACAACCAGCGGCACGGCUACGGCUGCACCACCUUCCCCGAGGGCCGGAAGGAGGAGGGCAAGUACAGGAACAACAUGCUGGUGAAGGGCAUGAAGAAGCGGGUGAUCCCCCUCAAGAGCAGCAAGAUCCGGCAGAAGGUGGACCGCAGCGUGGAGGGCGCGCAGAGGGCGGCCGCUAUCGCCAAGCAGAAGGCAGAGAUCGCCGCCUCCAGGACGGCGCACGCCAAAGCCAAGUCCGAAGCAGCAGACCAGGCCUCUCAGGCAGCGAACAACGAGUCCAGCAUCGCCAGGGUGGUCGCCAGGGAGCUGUCGCCUUCCUUUUACCAGCCAGGCCCAGAGUACUUGAAGAGACGAAUGCUGCAGGAGAUCACCGAGAGCAACGAGAAUGCAGACAACGCCGAGCAGGAAGUGCCGUCUACAGAGGAGCCGCCCCCCACUCCCCCCGAGAGCCCCCAGCUGCACGAGAAAGACAGCGUGGGGCGAGAAUCGUCUCCUGCCCGCACCCCCUCGUCCAGCCCGGCCGGGACCCCCCCGGAGGGCCGCCGAUCCAAGCAGGGCGUGCGCCGGGAGGACCCCAACCGCCUCAGCCCGGGCAGCUGGAACGGCGACCAGGGCAGCAGAGGCGGAAGCCGGGGCAGCAGUCGCCCAGGCAGCCGGCCAAACACCCCGUCCAACGCGCUCGUCUCACUGGGGGACGAGAGGACGGCCCCCGGCAGCCGUCCUCACUCCCGCCCCUCCAGCCGGCAGAGCAACAGGGGCGACCCGAACAGCGGCUACGAGCUGGAGAUCAAGCCCCUGCAGAAGAUCGAGGCGCCCGAGCCGAGCCCCGCCGACGUCCACCGGAGCUUUCACAGCUACCCCGUGAGGACCACCAUCAUCUAUCCCCAGGAGGAUGAAGUAGCUGUCCACGUCUCCAAAGUGCCUUCCAAACCUGCCGCCCCUGAGCCCGCGGCAGAGGUCAAGCCCAGAGAGACCCAGCCGGAGCCCCCUCCCCAGCGGCUGCCCACGCCGGGCCCCCACAAGGAACCCGAGCCCAGGGCGGUGGUGAAGGAAGAGCGGAAGGCGGCACCUCCCAAGCCAGCUUUGAAAGCCGAACCCUCUCUCCCGGCCAAACCAGAACCGAAACCCCCCGCCAAGCCGGAGCUCAGAGCCUCAGUGGUGAAGCAGGAGGCUAAGCAAGUGACUAAAGUGGAGCCUAAGGCUGUGGCCAGGCCUGCUGCCAAGGCAGCCUCCAAGACAGAGUCUAGAUCUGAGGCCAGACCAAAGGCAGGCACCAAGUCCCGUGCUGAGGUGAAGGACACGUCUGCAGAUGAAGAGGGACCGAACACAAUCAUGAUCUGCAUGGUAAUCCUGCUGAACAUUGGCCUGGCCAUCAUCUUUGUCCACAUUCUAUCAUGAGAGACUGAGAUUCAGGGGGAUGAAUGACAGUACUCGCAGCAGUACUCGGAAAAGAUGGCUUCCUUCCGGUCUCUGUCCCAGACGAGAAACACCACCUGUGGAUGCCAGCAGCCAUGUUGCCACAGGACAGGACUACAAGCUCGCAUUUUGUUUAUGCAUGUGUGGAGUUCACAAAAUACAAAGUAUGCCCUGAGCUCCUUUGUUCAAACAACAAAUGGAGAGGAAAAAAGCCAGGAGGUGAAUCUGGACAACUGCUGUGGUUAUUACAUAUGAAGGACUGCCUUACCAAUCAUUGUAACCAAAGAUUUUGAGCCACAUUCAGCCAAUGUGACCAGAUGGAUUUAAUGCAUGAGUAGCUACAAUUGUACUAGAAAGCCUUCCUUUUGCUUCACUGAAUCAAAAAACACAAUUAGAAGUCCUGCAACAGAAUUUAUUUUUAAAGAUUGUAAGAGUAACCUUUGCUCAGAAAACACUGGCUUUACUGAAGGUGAAAGCAUUACUCCAUGAAGCAAAAAAAAAUCCCAAUGUACAUCUAAAACUAACAGUUUAACUAAAAUACAUCCAAAACCUUUAAGGAUUUUGUUAUCAAUACAGUAUAGAUAUUUAAAUGUUUUAACAAAAAAGUUCAAACUUCAAAAUGGGAAAGAGUUUUUUUUUAUAUUUAGUCCUUCUGCAUUGAGAGUGGAAUCUGAGACAAGCGUCGUCAGGGGUUUUGUCACUUCGGAGGCUGUGAAGAAGUUUGAUUGGUUUGAAUUCUACAGAGUUCUUGGCAGAGAAGGUUGAAAGUCAGGUGUUCUUUCAGUAGAGAUGGCGCGGAAUGGAGACAGAAAAGGAUUAUUUAGUAAAUGAUGUACAGAAGGAAAGAUGGUAAGAAUUAAUUUCUUCCCAACAGAAUGAUAAUUCAGAGGGUUAGGAUAAGUCAUAACUCCCAUUCAUUUUCCCCACUAAGAUUGCUUUUCAAUAUUUAGACAAGUUCCUUGGGUUAAAACCAAUGUGAUACAAGCUGCCAAUAGAUACAGAUGUUUGUCCAGAAGCAAGGAACUAUGGGAACCAUCGAGGAUGGCUUCAUUUUCCAAAUGGACAUAGUUUUUGUUUUUUAAGAAGAUAGGCACCAAAAUGUCCAUGGCAGAAGAGAACCAGAUAUUCCCAGAUUGGGACCUUGUUUGUGAUGUUCAUUAGCUAGCAAUAUUUUCUAUAGCCUUUUAAAUACAAUACUGUAUGUAAAAUGGUACUGAAGGAUAAAAUACAAAAUCCAUAGUAUGCACAGAUUGUUUGAAUCUAGAAUAUUGCCAUUUUGCUGAAGUCAAAUGACAAACCUCUCACUGAAACAAUACAUAACAUAAUAUAUAAGUGCUCAGUUUUAAUUCUAACAUGAAGAACAAUAAUACAGUUGCUGUUGGAUUGUGAGAUAUAUGUAAAAGUAAUGUUAGCAAUGCAAACAGCAUAAGUCUGGGUUUUUUAUAACUGGUGUUUUUUCAAUAUACAUUUGAUAUGUAAGAUUUUAAAAAUGGUUUCCUAGUUCAAGUGAGAACACACUACGAAUCAGCUUUUGUAAAAAUUUUGGUCAUGUGUAAAACCUCUGGCUGGGAGCCUUUGACACUGAAGAUACGCAGAGCAGCUGUGCUCAAUUUGCAAGACCACAACAGAGACAGAGUUCAAACUGUCCUUAUUAAUGAAAGGUCAUUCAAAGAGCUGAAUGUUCAAAAGUGUUCUAGGGCACUUGGUGUGAAAUCCAGGUACAGCAGGAACAAAACAUCAGACAUAACUUAUUCUUUUUGAACCUGGGCACUUCAGAAUACACUGAAUAGUGCAGAUAUCAGCAUAACCAUCAGCAAGUGGUGCUACACACCAUGUACAUUAGGAAUUAUUGAAUAUUUUCUAAUCAUUUUUCCAAAAAGAAAUCCAUAAUUGCUUCUCUGAAAAUUUCUCAUUUUUGAGACAGUCUGCAGGGUUGUGGAUUAUCUAAGCAUAGGUAUACAGUAUUUGUGCUGUAUGCAUUUUGAGGUUUUUAAUGCAUUCUGAACGCUAGUCAUCUUGGUUGUGAGCACAAUGGCUCGUCCUCUUUUUUUUAAAUCGUAGGACCUGUACAGGCAGUCAUUGAGGAAACGAAUUGGGCAAUCGCUGUUUUUAUUUUAAUCCAUCUACUGUAUUUUCUGAUCGUGCAUUCAAUACAGUGUCAUAAGGGAGCUGGAGCCUGUCCCAACAAGCAAUGGGUGCAAAGCAGUACACACCUUGGAUGAGACACCAGUCUAUCGCAGGGCACAUACAGACCCAGACACACACAACCGCACACACGCACAAGAGGGUCAAUUUUCCCAGAAGCCAAUUAGCCUACUAGUAUGUCUUUCGACUGUGGAAGGAAACGGGAGCACCUGGAGGA
Messenger RNA from Lepisosteus oculatus (spotted gar), 5466 nucleotides. It is a transcript of the gene jph2, whose product is annotated as junctophilin 2. Gene Ontology annotation, cellular component: endoplasmic reticulum membrane; plasma membrane; junctional membrane complex. The record is from RefSeq and is a predicted model, not a curated record. NCBI's taxonomy places the organism in Eukaryota, Metazoa, Chordata, Actinopteri, Semionotiformes, Lepisosteidae.